Phytophthora infestans T30-4 is the source of this 747-nucleotide messenger RNA. RefSeq lists its product as uncharacterized. The record is from RefSeq and is a predicted model, not a curated record. Lineage: Eukaryota; Oomycota; Peronosporomycetes; Peronosporales; Peronosporaceae. The transcript has a single exon. Gene Ontology annotation, biological process: (1->6)-beta-D-glucan biosynthetic process. Gene Ontology annotation, cellular component: plasma membrane; endoplasmic reticulum membrane. Gene Ontology annotation, molecular function: glucosidase activity. Bases 1 to 747 code for a protein of 248 amino acids.
AUGUCGAGCCAUCGCUUCUACAAAGAGGACUUGAGUUUCGCCUUGCAAAAUGGACCCCUUUUCUGCGACCUGGCCGGUGCCCAUGGCAAGCAUACACCGACUGGGUGCAGUACCAACUCGAGUGGGUGUCGGGGUCCACACGCCUCCGUCCGUUGGAUGCUGUCAGGUGAGCCACUGUACGAGAUUCCAGCCAAGACGAUCACGGAGCCUCGGCAAGGAGCGAGCGUCAAGAACCCGAGCAAGAUCAUGAUCGAGGAGCCCAUGUAUCUCAUCUUCAAUGUAGCCAUGUCGAGUAAGUGGGGAGCGCAGCCACCCAACCCCAAGAAUGUCUGUCGUGGCGACGGACUGGACCCCGUCGCGAACGCCAUUUGCGACGCCUUCCCCAUGUACCUGAAGCUCGACUACAUUCGCGUGUACCAAGAUCUGUCCCCUGGCUCACUCAUGAGUGUAGGCUGCGAUCCAUCGACACACCCGACGCGUCGGUGGAUCCUGGACCACCUCGACGAGUACGAAGAUGAAGAGAAUAAACUUGUGGAGGUGCGCGGCAAGGCCUUCUGUCGUACGGACGCGGACUGCACUGUCCAAACCGCUCACCGACGAGCCCACGGGCCGAGAUCGACGUUUGUCCGGACAGGGAGAUGCCUCAACCGGCGCUGUGAGUGUGUGAGCCUUCUCGGAGCUCGUACGGCCAAUGUAGUUCCGGUUCUUGAGGGCAGGAAGGCACUUGCGUGUCACUGUGCAAAUUGA